UCUUUUUCCCACUUCCUGAGGUGGAAUUUUGGUCACCAAAGGGAGAGCGCUCUCACCCUGCCUUAGCGUCUGGUUGAGGAGGUUGUAUGCGUGUGUGUGUUUACAUUUCCUAAACUACCUCAGGUCUCCUUUACCCACUGGGUGUCCCGAUUCUGCUGAGUUGGGAUUAGACUUUGCUGUACGAGUGGAUAAAUCAGUGGAUGGCGGGCUUCUGAACCUUAGCACUAUUGACAUUGGGGCUGGAUAAUUCUGUGUUGUGGGGGCUGUCUUGUACAUUGUAGGAAUCUUAGCAGCAUCCCUCCCCUCUCCCCACUAGAUGCCAGUGGCACCCCCACAGUUAUGGCAACCAAAAAUAUCUCCAAGACAUUGCCAGAAGUCCCCCGGGUGGCAAAAUCACCCCAUAAGUUAGAAGCACCAACUUACGGAUGCUUCUGAGCCAGCGCUCUGCCAUAGUUAUCAUCCUCCUCCCAUCUGGUUUCUCCAUGUUGCCAGCCUUGCUCACAGCCUCCUCCCCUUGCCUGUGCUCUGCUAAGCUAGUUAGGUGGAAGGUUGCCAAGUGGAAGGUGGAGUCGGUGGGGAGUAGGGCAGGACUGGAGUCAGGUGUGGCACUGGGUAGUGGCUGAGCGCUGCAGCACAUAGAUGGGUGUGUUUUUUGGUGACAGCUAAUGAUCAGACUUAGAAACAAAUGUUCUUUGACACGAAAGUGCUGACAAUGACGUUGGUGGUCCUAGCAUACAAUACUAAUCAGCUUAAAGUCCAUGGCCCAAAAUGACUCUACCACUGAAGACUCUCUUCCGUAAAGAAGAGGACCAGACAGGAGGCUGGGAUGAGCAUGCCACUGCGUCAGAUCUCUGCCAUUCCAUCCCAGGAUGCCACCUCUGCUAGAAUCUACAGAAAUAAGACCAAAGAAAAGGAGAGGGAAGAGCAGAAUCCCAGAAACUUGCUUGGACAUCUCCUCAUUGUCUUCCUGUUGACGCUUGGCUUCUACUUUCCGGGGCGCGUUUGGUCUCUUUGGGCUCUGCAUCUCUGUUCUACCCCUAAGAAUGAGAAGACUUUGGGACAUUCCAUGAGUCAUUCAAGUAACAUUUCUAAGGCUGGAGGUCCUCCACUGGCGUCAGCUCCAGGGUCCACCUUCCCUCGCACUUCUGUCACGCCAUCCAGUCAGGACAUCUGCAGUUCCAGUGCAGUGUUUUCUGAGUGUUGUCACCACAGUCCCAUGCAGUCUGCUGUUGUCUUGAAAGCUCCUCAAUGCCAGAGUUCUCUGACACAAGGGCUCACUGUGACAGUUCUCUGUAAAGACACAUUGCAGGCAUCAAAGAGAAAUUCCUGUGGUUCAGAAUGGGUCCAGGUGUCAAAGCCUGCUAAAAAUACCAAAGCCAGAAGAACACUAAAGUUCUCAAAAUCUCUAAACGAUAUGGGCGAGAAGGCCCAGGAUACUUUGGGAAGUUUUGACUAUGUGGAAAGAACUUGCUCUGAAGGGAAACUGAUACUCCCCCAGGAUCUGUGUCUCAGAAUUAACAGGUUCCAUCCUAAAGAAAAAAGAACACUGAGUUGCAAACCUCUUGGCAAUUCCAAACAUUCUUGUGUUUCAUCCCUUUCUGCCAAUCAUUCAAUGGCCUCAGAGGUGGAAGCUGGUAAGGGGGGCAUGCACGUCCCGCUUUUGGAAGAGAAGGCAGAUGGCGAGGCCAUGUCCAGAAGCCGGCGACUGCUCCGGUACUUGUUCUCACUCUCGCACGGCUCGAGUGCCAGCAGCCUGCAGAGGUUCCACGAGCUGGAGAGUUGUGCCACCCACCUGCACACCACCAAGUCCUCCAGCGGGCUGGCAGGGAGCGUGGGCAUCUGCUCCGACGAAAUGGGAGAUGACGAUGUCUUUGAGGACAGCACAUCUGCAAAACUGAAGAGCAAGGUCCUGCGGGCACCCCUCUGCUCAGUGGAGAAGGACAGUGACCUGGAUUGCCCUUCUCCCCUCUCUGAAAAAUGCCCCCCCAUUUCUCCUGUGUCCGCGUCAGGGGAUGCCUGCAGGAUCUGUCACUGUGAAGGGGAUGACGAGAGCCCUUUGAUCACCCCCUGCCACUGCACGGGGAGCCUGCACUUCGUGCACCAGUCUUGCCUGCAGCAGUGGAUCAAGAGCUCCGACACGCGCUGCUGCGAGCUGUGCAAGUACGAGUUCAUCAUGGAGACCAAGCUGAAGCCCCUGAGGAAAUGGGAGAACUUGCAGAUGACGGGCAGCGAGCGCAGGAAGAUCAUGUGCUCAGUGAUAUUUCAUGUCAUCGCUAUCGUCUGUGUGGUCUGGUCUUUGUACGUGCUCAUUGACCGCACCGUUGAGGAGAUCAAGCAGGGACAUGCAACAGGAAUCCUAGAGUGGCCCUUUUGGACUAAAUUGGUAGUGGUGGCCAUCGGCUUCACUGGCGGACUUCUUUUUAUGUAUGUUCAGUGCAAAGUGUACGUGCAAUUAUGGAAGAGACUCAAGGCUUAUAACAGAGUAAUCUAUGUUCAAAACUGUCCAGACACAAGCAAAAAGAGUACUUUUGAAAAAUCUGCACUAACAGAGCCCAACUUUGAAAAUAAAGAUGGACGUAGAAUCUGUCAUUCCGACACAAGCUCUUCUUGCACAGAACCUGAAGACACUGGAGCGGAAAUCAUUCACAUCUGAUUGUGUGGGGGUGUAGUUUGCCUGGACAUCCACGAACAGCUGAAGGAAAUUGUUUACUGCCAACUGUUGUACCUUUUCUUCUGUCCUUUAAUAGCAUAGACCGGGCAGGUGACUAUUUUUAAUGGCUUCUCUUUUUCUAAACCCUCCUUAGUGAAUCUCCUGGAGAGUCCUCACGUCGGCUGUGCACAGCGAGGUUCCACUUCUGUAGCACGUCCAUGGGAAGGGAAGGUGGAGGACCCCGUGACGCUGUGCUGGGGAGCUGGCUGGGUUCUUGCCUGUGGUCUUGAGCAGCAUGAGAGAAUAAAAUGCCAAACCUGAGGGGAGAGCAGCAGCAGGUGGCACCCAGAGCCUGAGGCGCCGCCUCUGCCAGUUGGCAGAGGCCCCACCUUGGAGCGGAGUGUUUGGGAGCCUGGAGUCACGAUGAGGCGAUUUCCCUCCUCACUAAGGACUGCCCAGGGGAUGAGCUCUCUCUGCUGAGGCCAAUGCUACCACUGACAGGUCUCUGAGCGGACAGGGGCUGCGGUGCUCUGUGCAUGGUGGCAAGUGAUUCACUAAGCAAACAGCACUUUACAAAAAGAGAAUCUUUAUUUUGUGAUAUGUGUGUCCAGUGGGAUCCACACUUCAAAGAACGUCUCAUUUUCAAACCUUCCCUUCGUGACCCUGAUUAUCUCUUUUACAUUGUAAUAGAUCUAAAGCCUUUUUGCCUUACAUAGUCUGAGAAACGUGAGAAACGUGACAUCCACCCUGUGUCCAUAAAAGGGACUUGUCCAAAAGUGGGACAAACAGAUGUGAGGCUUUUUCAUAACAUUUCCUGGGAGUUAAUGGAUGCUAAAUGGCAAGUUAAGCAUAAUUCCUGUGGUUUCGAGCCUGUUUUAUGGGAAGUCUUUAUGUCAUAGGCCCACUCUCAAAGUUUCUUUUUUGUCAACACUGCAAAAGAAGGGUUUAUGAGAUCUAAAUGAAACGAGAGAAAAUGAGUAAUUAGAACAAAAUUGAAUAUUUAAGACCUGUUCCUUUACAGACCCGCCUCUCCAGUGUGCUGGCUUCACGCCGAGAGGGAGUGUGCACUGCGGGGCUCCUGGACGCCUGCACCUCGGCCAGCUUCUGCGCCUGGGAGAGCCUGUGCGUCACUGCCCAGGGCAGAGGCAGACAGGCUGGCUCAGGGACGAGGGCCCGGAGUGAGCAGCGAACUGCCAUGGGCCACUGUGUCACUGCCCCCAGCCACACCCCCACCCGUUUGUCGCCUUAACUGGAUUGAACAGAAAGGAUCCUUUAAAAGGGGCCCCUGGCCCUGCUCUCAGUCUGUUCUGUCGUCAGGGAUUAUCUCCUGUACCAUUUUUCAUAAAACAAACAAAACCAAAAUCACCACCAUCAAAUGGCCUUUGUCCCUUUAAAAAGUCUGCUUAAAAUUCUAUUUUUAAAAACCAGUUUCAUCGCGCCAGGCAAAUAAGAGUCUCCUGCAGGAGAACAGGCCCGAGGGCCUGCAGUGUGACAGGAGGACACCCUGAGCCUCCUCUCAGGCCGCUCGAGUCCUCAGAGCCGCCUCUGGGGAGUGAGGGCCCUGAGGGUCCUGCCCUCGGGCCUGGGCCUCAGGUGCUUCAUCCGCCCUGAGAAGAGGAGGAAGUGGACACAAGAUGGGUCCUUUGCCUUCCCCUGUGGAAGGCCUGUGGUUUGUUUUGAAAGCCAGGAGGAGGCUGCAGGUCCCCAAGCUCGCGGGGAGGGCAUGUGCUCACGGGCUUUGCCCAGCCAUCUCUUCCUGCCCAGGGUCUGGCUCAUCAGAAUCACUGUCCUGUCUAAGGAACUGCUCGGCUGUGACCUUCCUCCAGCCACAGCCGACCCCUGAAAAUAGGUCAGCCUGCCCUCUCUCUGUCUCUCAGCCACAUCCAGCCUGUGCCUGUGUUCUCUGUGCCCCAAAGUGCGAUUACCCACGCCCCUUCUCAGCCUGAGGACACCAGGCAGCUAGACUGUCCACUCAGGAGGGCCAAAUCAGAAAAGGGUUGUCCUUGCCAGCCACUAACAGCAGGUGAGCAGUCAAGUAAAGACUGGGAGAGAUUUUUAAGUGGUUCCUUUCCCCCAGUGGAACCCUUUACGCUGAACUUGAAAAGCACCGAGAGGUCCCGUAGAGAGGAAAGCGUGCUUAGGUAGGGGUGGCGCCUGGGCAGUCCCGGUGUGGCUGGCACGUCCUCUGGCAAAGGUGCCUUUCCCCAUGACUGUUGUGUUGCUCCCACGCCCGGCCAUAUUCUCCUGGGAAGCCCUCUCUGCCUGUCAGGAAGGCCUGACCCCAUCUCGUCACCUCCAGCCGAGCUCCUUAAAAGCCUUCUGCCUGUGGACAGUCUGUCCCGUGUCCUUCUUUCUUCUCCUAGAAUGGCACACAGCUGCCCCCUUGCCUUUCUCUUUUAUUGCAGGUUCUAGUUGAGCACAUCUGACCCCAUUCUUGGUCCCAGCUCCAACCUCUAUCCUCCAGGGACUGACAGUGAGGCAUGAAAGCCUAGCAGGGUCGUGCUGUGCUGCCAUCUAGUGGGAGCAGCAGGUCUGCCAGGUGUCCCUGUAGUCUGUCAGCUUGCCCUCCAGCUUCUUUUGGGGGUUGAUUAUUCCCCGGGUUUUCCUCAGUUUGCACCUGGCUCCAGCGGGAGGAUGGGCACUUGGCUGAGCCAUACGGGUACGCGGGAUGAGCUCAUCCGUCUCAGGGCCAGGAGCGCUGGUAGUUGUGGGCCAGGCAAGCGGGAGGGGGAAGCAGCCUCGGGUGUCACCAGCCAGCCCUCUCUGAUUUGGCCUUUACUCCCCCAAAAGUUACAGUACCAUUCAAGGGCUUCUGACUUUGGCUGCCAGCAGUAAUUUGUUUUUUUGUCCAAGUUUAAGAUUUUUCUGGAAACCAUAAAAGGCCUCUUCCUACUCCAGGCCUCUAAUGUCUCUUCCUUUUUUGCUUCAAUCUACUCUUUCCAAUCUUAUGGGUCUAGUUCCCAAACCUACCGCUGUGCCCUCCGUGGCUACGGACAUGCAGGCCCCAGGCGGUUGGGCCACUGCCAGAGCCUCAGGUAAUGCCGCAGGGUUGGAGCUGCUCCUGCGGCCUGGUGGGGCACAGGGUGGAGGAGGACGGGCCAGCAGGGCGAGGCCCGCAGUGCUGUGAAUUGGGCCUGUGCAAAUACACUUUGAAAUACUUUCCCUUUUGGAUCUGAUUUGAAAUAUGCAGCUUCUGUCUCCAGCCCAAGGAAAGACCGGAACAGAGGUAAAUAAAAGCAUUUAUCUUUGUUUGGGAAGGAAUUAAGUUGUGUGGCUCAUCACCUACUUAGAUGCAAUGUUUAUAGAAAGUUGAUUGUUAAUAAAAACCAAAUUUACACUGGCAUGUGUGGGGUAGUUUCUAAAAGGCACUUCACAUUUGAAGUUUUUCUUAACUUAGGAAGUUUCUAGUUACCUAAAUGUCUAGUUUUGUAUCCUUUUGUGUAUGCUCACUGUUUCUCAGUAUUACCACUUGAAUAAUUCUCUGUACAGGGGGGUCGUUUGCGCUAUACCUGGGGUGUCUACUUGCAGCAAUAAAGCAUUUCUUUAAAAAGGA
Messenger RNA from Equus caballus (horse), 6203 nucleotides. RefSeq names its product membrane associated ring-CH-type finger 8 (gene MARCHF8). Gene Ontology annotation, cellular component: early endosome membrane; lysosome; late endosome membrane. Gene Ontology annotation, molecular function: zinc ion binding; ubiquitin protein ligase activity; MHC protein binding. Gene Ontology annotation, biological process: immune response; antigen processing and presentation of peptide antigen via MHC class II; protein polyubiquitination. NCBI's taxonomy places the organism in Eukaryota, Metazoa, Chordata, Mammalia, Perissodactyla, Equidae. The record is from RefSeq and is a predicted model, not a curated record.